Molecule: messenger RNA, 2810 nt
Organism: Octopus bimaculoides (California two-spot octopus)
Lineage: Eukaryota; Metazoa; Mollusca; Cephalopoda; Octopoda; Octopodidae
Product: angiopoietin-related protein 7
Biological process (GO): platelet aggregation; fibrinolysis; positive regulation of heterotypic cell-cell adhesion
Cellular component (GO): fibrinogen complex
Molecular function (GO): extracellular matrix structural constituent; protein-macromolecule adaptor activity
Source: RefSeq, a predicted model, not a curated record
AGUUAUUGUCAGAACAGCCAGUGAAGCACCGGUGAAAGUAGUAAAUGCAUAAGAGGAAGGCUGAUAAUAUCGAAGGGAAAAUAACUGCAUGAAGGUGAAAUAGUAGUGAGAGAUACAAACUGCGCGGGAAAAACAGACGACAACAACUUUUAACGGAAAAGGAAAAGUGAAUAAUUAGAAAAUAACAACGAAAUAAUGUCAGUAAGGAGAAAGAAAGAAGAAAAAACAGAUUUAAAAUUUAUGAGAGGAAGAACAUAAUUAUUUAAAAGAAAUUUGUUUUGUGAAUAUGAAAGUGAAAGUAAAGUUGUAGAUGGUGGUGGGUUGCAGGAUGUAAAUGGAACAGUUUAGUGAGAAAGAUAAAGCAAAUGAAAAGGCAGGCAGCUGUUGAGUGUUUUAUCUCACAGCCAACCAAAUUUAGUCGAUCGAAUCACAGCAUCAUCAGCAUCACUAUCACUGCUGCAAACAACAUAUGCGUAUGUCGUCUCUCUGUUGCUAGUGGCUAUCUGCUGUGCUGUUAUCGAUACAAAAGCAAAACUGUUGUGUCUCUCGUACGGCAUAUUUUUUGUAGUUGACCAUUCAGAACAACAGAUGUAGCUGGUUGAAUGAAGGUUUCUCUUUUUUGCGAUAUGCUUAUUUACCAUAACAGUUGUGUUAUAAACACUCAUGAUUACGAUUAUAUAUAAAAAAAAGUGCUCCAAAAUUUGUGCAAAUUACGUGUCUAUAGCCUAAUAUAAAUAUAAGAAUAUUUGUAUCGAUAUUUAUAACAGCACAUAUUAAUUGUUAUUAUAAUAUUAUUAUUAUUUCUCACAUAGCCACUUUUGAAAGAAUUAAUAUAAAAAUGUUAUCCAGCACAUGGGUAACCGUUACGUUCAUCGCUGUAUCUCUCAGUGUACAGGUAGUACCCUUGGAAGUAUCCGCUGUAUCACCCCCCAGUAAAAUUAAUACUGGCACCUGUACGUAUAAUUUUGAAGUUUGGAAACCCGAUGAAAAUAUCAUAGAAAGAAUUGACAAACUGGAAGGUGGGACGGGUUUAAUGAAUGCAACUCUGACCAGAGACCUUCUUAGUUUACGUCUGCAGGUUUUGGCAAAAGUAGAUGAACUGGAUAAUGCUACAGCGUUGCUUCAAACCAAAGUGAAAAGUCUGGAUACUCACCAUCGAACAAGACAUCCUCAGGCAAUGAAAUAUGCCCCCAAAAAAUCAGAGAUCGAUAGUAUUUGGAAUAGUGUUGGCGCAGUGACCAAUAGGCUGGAAAGGAUUACGAGUCAAAUGAAGAAAAUAAAGAAUGAAGAUGGGAUAGACAACCUUCGUUCAGUUGUCGGUGAUCUGAAAGCAGAAUGGAUAGUGAUGAAACGUGAGUUACAAAACAUAAGGGCCGAUGGAGACCAAUCGCGGAAGGAGCAACAGCAGAUUGGUGUUACAUCAGUAGGUAUGAAGCAAAACGUGAAAGGACUACAAGGUGAUAUCGAAACAAUUAAAAAAAAGCAAGAAGAGCUAUUUGACUUGGUUAGAAAACUGACGCGAUCGAGAGACGUUUCACUAAAAAACUCCAGCUACGGCAUGCCGUACGACUCAGUAGCACGAGUCGAAUCUGAAUUGGCCAAUUUCGAAAACAAGAUACGUAAUUUGCACGCCAUCUACAAUCAACUGGAUAAAAAAAUGAACAGCAUAAUUAGAACGAUAGAGAAAGGAAGGAAAACUAUGGUUCACGGGAAUGGAAGCAUCAACGAAGGAGUAGUGCCUAAUAUGUGGUCAGCUUUCGGCAAAUCUGUCGACCAGAUAGCUUAUCCGUCGACACAAAGAGCAGCUGCAGAUACAGUUGAAGAUCGUACAGUCCCGAGAGAUUGCCAUGACAUCUACACUAGUGGUCAGUACCUGAGCGGAUUGUACCAAAUCCAACCAAAGAAUGCCCAGCAGUUAGAUCAUGUGUAUUGCGAAAUGAUAAAUGGAACUGGCUGGACUGUAGUCCAACGCCGACUAGAGGGCCUCACUAACUUCACUCGAGGUUGGUUGGAAUAUCGCUAUGGAUUUGGUAACCCUUAUGGUGAGUUCUGGCAAGGAAACGAUUUUCUACACUUGAUGACGUCACAAAAACAAUACAUUCUACGUAUUGAUCUCUGGGACUGGCAAGGAACCCGUCGCUUUGCCGAAUACGAAUUCUUUGAAGUAGGAUCAGAAUGGGAUAAAUACAAAUUGACUAUUAGUGCAUACCAAGGUGAUGCAGGAGAUUCUCUAAGUUACCAUAACGGCAUGGCAUUUAGUACUAAAGAUGCCGACAAUGAUCUUCACCGUGAACACUGCGCCGCUGAGAUGAAAUCCGGUUGGUGGUUCAAUGGAUGCUUUUCCAGCAAUCUCAAUGGAGUCUAUCACAAGGGCUGGUACACUAACCGAGGCUCGAGUUUCCCUGAUGGUAUUGUUUGGUUUACUAUGAAAGAAUCUGAAUAUUAUUCUGCAAAGAAAGUUGAAAUGAAGUUAAGGCCCAAGUACCUCUAGGCGCCAUGAUAGCAGAAAUUAUCGUCUGCCUAGAUUGCUAGAUGAGUAGAUCGUCUGAUAAUUGUAACGUUGCUUCUAAUUCAAUUGAAUUUGUUACUUAGUAUACUUAGAAAAUGUUUUCCUUAAUAUGUUUGUCAAUAUUCAAAUAAUUUAUAAACUCAUUGAAACUAUCUACCUAUUUUUAAAAAGUAUUUCGAUGAGGAUGUACCAGUGAAAAUGAGUGUCUGUUGUGAAUGUCAACUGUUUAAAUCUCGGUGUUUAUUGACUCUUUUAUAUAUUUUAUAAUACCUGCAAGUAUUUAGAAUGAACAAUGGUUUAG